Molecule: messenger RNA, 813 nt
Organism: Peronospora matthiolae
Lineage: Eukaryota; Oomycota; Peronosporomycetes; Peronosporales; Peronosporaceae
Source: the annotation of a GenBank genome assembly
AUGGUCAAUGGCGACCUUGUCUUGGCCGUGCGUUUCUGGAUCCUGUGUAGCACACUGUUGAUGAUCUACAUGCCGUCGCUCUUUGUGCGUAAGAUCUACCGAGAAAAAGCGGUCGGCUCUGCGUCCCUCACUCCCAUCUUUCUCGUGCUGGCCAACUCGCACGUGUGGAUGAUGUACGGGUACUUGGGUCGAACGUGGUUUCCCAGCUUCCCCGUCUUCCUCUUCGGUGACGUCGUUACAGUUUGCUACCUCUACAUCUUCUGGCGGUACUCAGAAGAUCGACGCCAAGUGGCCGAAACCAUUAGCGUCAUGUUUGCUUGGCUUGCAGUACCAACGUUCUACGUCAUUGUUGGCAGUCUGGGCCUCACCGAUCAGACACGGGCACAGGUCUGGAAAACUCACGGCUUGUGUUUCUGCGGCGUGACUGUCGUCAUUAGUCACCUGCUUAUGCUGAAAAAUCUACUGCGUGCAAUCUACCACCGAUCUGCUGCGUCUAUUGUGCCGCGGUCUUUGGCUGUGACUACUUUCAACACAUUUGGCUGGUUUACCUUCGGUCGAGUGACUUCGAACUGGAUCAUUGCAGGACCUCAAGUGUUUGUCAUUACACUCCACGUGGCUGCAUGGACUAUCUACGUCGUGUUCACGCGCCGACCCGGUUCAGAACAUGUCGUGUGUGGGAUGGAGGAGGGCUCCGGUCUGUCUAUCGUCGGUCCCUCUCCCAAGAUCGAUUUAGACGUGUAUGCUGGUAUGAAGGAGGCACCGACUUCUGGUAGCGUAGAAUACUGCUCUUUGCGGUCACCUUUACAGAAAUAA